This is a messenger RNA of Nicotiana attenuata, 907 nucleotides long. RefSeq lists its product as uncharacterized. The transcript has 2 exons. Bases 132 to 800 code for a protein of 222 amino acids. Lineage: Eukaryota; Viridiplantae; Streptophyta; Magnoliopsida; Solanales; Solanaceae. The record is from RefSeq and is a predicted model, not a curated record.
AACAGAAAUCUCUCCACGUGUUCUGCUUCUCUGUCCUUGCUUCUUUCUUGAUAUUGGACUCAACAAAGUUAAAGGCAACCAAAAGGGAAACUACUACUCUAUCAGUGCCUUUCCGGUAAGAGAAAUAAAAAAUGUUGAUUUUAGGCAAACCCAUUAAAAUUUCCGCUCUCCUCCUCCUUCUAACAGCAUCUUCUUUUUGCUGCUUCACUUUAAUCAAUGCUUCAAAAUCGAGCGACCCAAUUCCUACCCCAUGGCCAAAACAAUUCCACUCGAUCCUCUUCAUGAAUAACACCAAAGGGAACCUUCAGGUUGUUGAUUUGUGGUACGAUUAUCCCAAUGGUAGGAACUUCAACAUAAUUCAAAACCAAUUGGGAAAGCGUCUUUACGAUUUGGAAUGGGAUAAUGGCACUUCUUAUUACUACACUUUGGACGCUAACAAGGAGUGUAGGGUUAUGCAUUUUCCAGUGGGAAUUCUUCGGCCUAAUUGGCUACAAGGCGGAAAGUAUUUGGGACAGAGAUAUAUGGAUGGGUUUCUUUGCAAUGUGUGGGAAAAAGUUGAUUUCAUUUGGUAUUAUGAGGAUGUUGUUACUAAGAGACCUGUUUACUGGGCUUUCUUCACAGGUAUGAUUGCGCAUGUAAUGACUUUUGAAGUAGGAAAAGUGCUGGAGGAUCCGAAUUGGCAAGCCCCUGUAUACUGUUUUAAAGAGGCCGAAGAACAAGAGAUCGAUAGUUUUGUUAGUGAUGAUGUUUCAAUGGGUAGACUCAUGGGAGCAGCUAUGGAUGUUUCUUUGCUGCGCUAAUUCUUGUUGCAUUUUUAUGUAUCAAAUAAUUCAUUCUUGAUGUUGUUCUUAGACCUCAUAAAUUGGUCAACUUUUCAUGCAAUACUUAUUUUUUGCUUUUACUUCAA